CUGUUGUCUGAAAUACAAAGCCAAACAGAUUUUUAAUAAGAGAUAUUUUUAUGAGAACAGAAGAAAAAAAGGUUAAUGCUGGACACAAUCUAUCCAGGUAUUAGACUCAAAAGUAUCUUUAGUUAUAAAGCAGGAAAGUGGUGGCAAUCUGACAUGCCUGUAUCACAAGGUAUAAGCUUUAGCUUGCAGGGCCUCAGGAGAAAGGUAGUAGUAAUUUUAUUGUAUGCAAAUCUCUAAGGUGGGGGUGACACAGGAGGUCCGCAGGACUGGCUUCACAAGAUGCAGGUCACAAAGACUCCACUGAUAAAGCAAGAUGCGGUAAAGAAGCUGGCCAAAGCCCACCAAAGCCAAGAUGGCAAUGAAAGGGACUCCUGGUUGUCCUCACUGCUCAUUAUAUGCUAAUUUUCACCCUCCUGUAGGACCAGCUCCAGCAGUUGUGGGACCCAGUGCAAAAUGAAAACACAGGGCCCCUCGUUCAAAAGUGAUUAAGAAUGUCAAGACGGUGACAACAGGACAUUAAAUCAAGCGCCAGGCCCUGCUGAGCUCAGGGCUCUGUGUGACCGCACAGGCCACACACCCAUGAGACUCGCCUUGUCUUCCGGGUCCUUCAUGCCCCACCCCCCCAUCUCCUUUAGCACACGCAGACCUCUGCUCUCCACACAGCCCUUCCUCCAAGAGGACAGUCAACGGGAAGUAAGAAGAUUUAACGGGGCAAAGAAAAAUGCAAUGACGUGUUUCCAUCGUGGAAAACGUGGUCAUGGAAUUGCAGAUUGCCCUGCUGCCCUUGAAAAUCAAGAUAUGGGCACUAGAAUAUGUAACAAGUGUGGGUCCACAGAGCACGAAAUAACCAAGUGUAAGGCUAAAGCAGACCCACCUCUUGGCGAAUUUCCUUUUGCAAAAUGUUUUGUUUGUGCAGAAAUGGGGCACCUGUCUAGAUCUUGUCCUGAUAAUCCCAAAGGACUCUAUGCUGAUGGUGGUGGUUGCCAACUUUGUGGCUCUGUGAAACAUUUAAAGAAAGAUUGCCCUGAAAGUGAGAAUUCACAUCGAAUGGUCACAGUUGGUCUGUGGGCAAAGGGAAUGAGUGCAGACCAUGAAGAAAUUUUGGAUGCACCAAAACCACAAAAACCCAAAACAAAAGUAUCUAAAGGUGUUAAUUUUUGAUAACAACUAGUACUAUCAUUAGUUACCACCUCAUUGUUACUUUCUAAACCAGGCCCACUUCACAAGUAAGAGUUGGGCUCCCUUGUAGCCAGGACUAUACUGUAGAUAUCAGUAUGAUCUGGGUGUGGUCAAAAACAAUUUUCAACAGAGAGAGAGAAAGAAAGAAAAAGAAAGAAAGAAAAGAAAGAAGAAAGAAAGAAAAAAGAGAAAAAGAGAGAAGAAAGAAAGGAAAGAGAGAGAGAAAGAAGCGAGGGAAAGAAGGAAGGACCGA
This is a messenger RNA of Symphalangus syndactylus (siamang), 1432 nucleotides long. Its product is annotated as zinc finger CCHC domain-containing protein 9. Gene Ontology annotation, cellular component: nucleolus. The record is from RefSeq and is a predicted model, not a curated record. Lineage: Eukaryota; Metazoa; Chordata; Mammalia; Primates; Hylobatidae. Gene Ontology annotation, molecular function: nucleic acid binding; zinc ion binding.